AUGCCAGGAUUUUUUUUCUCCAACAACAUGACUGAAUUAAACGGAAAAGAAGACUACAAGCUUGCAGAAGGCAGAAUCUAUAAAAAGAAGCAAAAGCCUUUUGGUGCAGAUCUCAAAAAUUAUUUGAAGUGCAUGGUACCACAUAUCGAAUCAGGGAUCAAGACUUCCAACUCCAGAAACGUCAGGCUUUCUGCAGAGGAAGUAAUACAGUGGUCCCAGUCUUUGGAAAAGCUCUUGGCCAGCCAAAGUGGUCAAGGUGUCUUUCGGGAGUUCCUGAAGUCAGAGUUCAGUGAGGAAAACAUUGAGUUCUGGUUGGCUUGUGAGGAUUACAAGAAAACCAAGUCUGAUCACCUACAUGGCAAAGCAGAGAGGAUUUAUGAGGAGUUUGUUCAGUCAGAUGCUAUUAAACAGAUCAAUAUUGACUAUCAGAUGAGGGAAGCAACAGCCAAAAGGGCUCAAGACCCAACUCACACAAGUUUUGAUGAAGCCCAGAAAACUGUGUACAUCCUUAUGGAAAGGGAUUCAUAUCCCAGAUUUUUGAAAUCCAAAGCCUACCUGAACCUUUUGACCCAGCUGCAGACCAACACUUCAAAAUGAAGUGUUUGAGGCAGUGAAGAGCCAAGUAGAGUUUGUGUCAAAUAUACCAUGGAGAGAUCCUUCCAGGGUGGUUGGAUCUCGGCAAGGAGAACCCUGCCUUGGGAGCAGAGGUAUGAGGGAGAUGCAAACAGCUCCACGGCCAAGAGAACGCAUGAUGAAAGCUGGCAAGACUGUUACAAGGGUGAGAGCAGCACAGAGGGGAGAAAAUCUUCUCCUCCCAUAUGCCAUGGAGUCAAGACAGGAUAUGGGUACUAUUUAUUGUUUGAACUGUGCUGUGAACACUGAACCAAGUCUUACAUCCCAAAGAACUGCUAAUUAUUAGAAAGUGCAA
Molecule: messenger RNA, 928 nt
Organism: Haliaeetus leucocephalus (bald eagle)
Lineage: Eukaryota; Metazoa; Chordata; Aves; Accipitriformes; Accipitridae
Gene: RGS1
Product: regulator of G-protein signaling 1
Exons: 5
Coding region: 1-597 (198 amino acids)
Source: RefSeq, a predicted model, not a curated record